Molecule: messenger RNA, 261 nt
Organism: Tauraco erythrolophus (red-crested turaco)
Lineage: Eukaryota; Metazoa; Chordata; Aves; Musophagiformes; Musophagidae
Source: RefSeq, a predicted model, not a curated record
AGUGAAGAUACACAGCAACAAAUUAUCAGAGAAACUUUCCAUUUAGUAUCAAAACGUGAUGAAAAUGUCUGUAAUUUCCUAGAAGGUGGAUUAUUAAUAGGUGGAUCUGAUAACAAACUGAUUUACCGACACUAUGCCACCUUGUAUUUUGUCUUCUGCGUGGAUUCUUCAGAAAGUGAGCUUGGCAUUUUAGACCUCAUACAAGAAGACAACUCUAUUCCUAAAGGAUGUUCUCAGGAGAAAUUCUUGCUGCACUUUGAG